UCGAUCCGAGAAGACAACAAAAGAGACUGACGAACAAAACGAAACAGAAUCGCUCUGACAGCUACGAUUUUCAACAACAGAAACAAAUCUAAGGAGCGUGUUUUCAGCCCAUGUAUUUUUAGACCAAGCCCGUCGUCACCAUGACAGCGGAGGAGAUCAUCAAUGUGAAGGAGGUGGAGAUCAUCAAGGUGAUCCUAGACUUCCUCAACUCCAGGAAGCUCCACAUUAGCAUGCUGGCCCUGGAGAAGGAGAGUGGAGUCAUCAACGGACUCUACUCUGACGACAUGCUCUUCCUCAGGCAACUGGUGCUAGAUGGGCAGUGGGACGAGGUGCUUCAGUUUAUUCAGCCGCUGGAGUGCAUGGACAAGUUUGACAGGAAGAGGUUCCGUUACAUCGUCCUGAAGCAGAAGUUUCUAGAGGCCCUGUGUGUGAACAACGCCAUGUCUGCUGAGGACGAGCCACAGCAUCUGGAGUUCACCAUGCAGGAGGCGGUGAAGUGUCUUCAUGCCCUGGAGGAGUUCUGUCCGUCUAAAGACGACUACAGCAAGCUAUGUCUGCUCCUCACUCUGCCUCGUCUCACCAACCACGCUGACUUCAAGGACUGGAACCCCAGCACGGCGCGGGUGCACUGUUUUGAGGAGGCGUGCACCAUGGUGGCAGAGUUCAUCCCUGCAGACAGGAAGCUGAGUGAGGCGGGGUUCAGGGCCUCAGGGAACCGCCUCUUCCAGCUCCUCAUUAAAGGAAUUCUGUAUGAGUGCUGCGUAGAGUUCUGUCAGAGCAAGGCGACAGGCGAGGAGAUCACGGAGGGCGAGGUGCUCCUAGGGGUGGACAUGCUGUGUGGGAACGGCUGUGACGACCUGGACCUGUCCUUACUGUCCUGGAUGCAGAACCUGUCCCACAGUGUCUUCUCCUGCGCCUUCGAGCAGAAGUUGCUUCAGAUCCACGUGGACCGCCUGGUCAAGCCUGCCAAGGCCAGCUACGCAGACCUCCUCACCCCUCUCAUCAGCAAACUAUCCCCCUACCCCUCCUCGCCCCUCCGCCGCCCCCAGUCCGCAGACACCUACAUGUCCCGGUCUCUGAACCCGGCCCUGGAUGGCCUGUCAUAUGGGCUGUCUGGCCAGGAGAAGAGGGGCCCAGGGGGGGACACGGCAGGGAGGAAGGCGAUGUCCCCCAUGUCUCAUUCCUUCGCUAACUUCCACACGGGGGGUCAGAGUCUGAGCAGGAGUCUGAUGCUGGACAGCUAUGACUGCCACAGCAUCUUUGAGGAGUCUCCUGAGAGCUCCAGGACGGACACGCCCGUGGAUAAGAUGAUGAGUUCAGGCACCCUGCGCCCCGACUCCGCCCCUGGAGAGGACGCCCCGUCACCAGGCUCUGCAGAGAGGAACGAGUUGCGUGACUCGACAGAGAAGUUUGAGGAGUUCUACCGCCAGCGUUUGAGGGUCCAGCAGCACCUGGAACAGAAGCAGCAGCAGAGACAACUCUAUCAGCAGAUGCUGCUGGAGGGAGGGGUACAACACAGUGACCAGCCAGCCCCCGGGACAGACGCCAUGCAGCACAGCCUCACUGAGAAGUUCCUCAACAGGUCUAUUCAGAAGCUGGAGGAGUUGAACGUAGGGAUGGAGAGUCUAGGGGAGGAGGUCCAGUCUCUGUCCCAGCAGUGUAACGGCACGGGCCCCACCCCCGAGAACAACGGUGACCCCGCAGGCCUGACCCCUGACCCCACUGUGACCCUGACCCCCGAGCAGGGCCGCCCUCAGGGAGGAGGGGUGGUCAGCAGCACCCCACAACGCACCGCAGGGGGACGGGAGGUGCCCCCACCUAAUGAAUCCCCCGUGGUCUCCCAGAGUCCCCAGAAAGUAGCUGGACAGACCUCUGGAUUAGAUGACUCGCCAGGAGCCCUCACCCGGAGUAAAGAGGGGGACAAGCCCAAGCCCCUGUUUGUAGCUGUGAAUACCCUGGAAGACACUCAGGCAGUGCGCGCUGUAGCCUUCCACCCCACGGGAGCGCUGUACGCUGUGGGCUCCAACUCUAAGACGCUACGCGUGUGUGCCUACCCAAACGCACCACUGGACACCAGUGGGGUAUCAGGUAUGACCAAGCAGCCGGAGGUUUGUUUUAAGAGGAAUAAGCACCAUAAGGGUUCUAUCUACUGUGUGGCCUGGAGUCACUGUGGACAGCUGCUAGCCACCGGCUCCAACGACAAAUAUGUCAAAGUCCUGCCCUUUAGCUCAGAGACCUGCAACGCCACAGGUCCAGACCUGGAGUUCAGUAUGCACGACGGUACCAUCAGAGACCUGGCGUUCAUGGAGGGACCAGAGAGUGGAGGGGCCAUUCUGAUCAGUGCCGGAGCCGGAGACUGUAACAUCUACACCACUGACUGUCAGAGAGGACAGGGCCUACACGCUCUCAGUGGACACACAGGUCAUAUCCUGUCUCUGUAUACGUGGGGAGGGUGGAUGAUAGCGUCAGGCUCUCAGGACAAGACUGUGAGGUUCUGGGACCUGAGAGUACCGAGCUGCGUUAGAGUGGUGGGCACUGCCUUUCAUGGAUCAGGCAGUCCUGUUGCCUCGGUAGCGGUGGACCCUAGCGGUCGUCUCCUAGCGACGGGCCAGGAGGACAGCGGCUGUAUGCUUUAUGACAUCAGAGGGGGACGCAUGGUGCAGACGUACCGGCCCCACUCCAGUGAUGUGCGCUCCGUUAGGUUCUCCCCCGGGGCACACUACCUGCUCACUGGUUCCUACGACACCAAAGUCAUGAUCAGCAACCUGCAAGGUGACUUGACGAAGCCGUUGCCCCUGACUCUGGUAGGGGAGCACGGUGACAAGGUGAUUCAGUGCAGGUGGCACACACACGACCUGUCCUUUCUCUCCUCCUCCGCUGACCGUACCGUCACACUCUGGACACACAACCCCUAGUACCCACGCACUCUACACUCCCUCACCACUUGCAACCAACAGGACGGUUUAUCCCUCUGGAGUGAAGUCCGAGUGGUUGUAUCUUUUAGACGUUUUAAGGUUUGAUUUCAUGUCAUGCUCGGCUCCCCUCACUGCUUCUGGGAACAACUCACUCUGGCAAAUGCAUACUGUACUCAGUGGUUCAAC
Molecule: messenger RNA, 3101 nt
Organism: Salvelinus namaycush (lake trout)
Lineage: Eukaryota; Metazoa; Chordata; Actinopteri; Salmoniformes; Salmonidae
Product: WD repeat-containing protein 47-like
Exons: 17
Coding region: 141-2915 (924 amino acids)
Molecular function (GO): protein binding
Source: RefSeq, a predicted model, not a curated record